AUGCCACUUGGUGCUUCCAUUACAUACGGUGAUCCGGCUGAACCAGCCAGCAUGGGUCGAGGAUAUAGGAAGUUCAUCAGGGAUUACCUGCGGUUCCGUGGCUGGAAAGUGAAUAUGGUGGGAAGUAGGAGAUUUGGACAGUUUGCUGAUAACGAUGUCGAAGGCUGGCCGGGUUAUGUUUUAACGAACAUCACACAAAAGGCAGCAAUCGCUGUCCCUAAGUACAAACCCAACGUAAUCCUGCUCAACGCCGGAACAAACGAUGCGACAACGAAUAAGGAUAUCGAAAACGCUGGAAAUCGAAUGAGGACUUUGUUACAGACGUGUUUUGACCUAUCCCCUGGCGUUGUCGUUAUCCUGUCUACUCUGAUACCGAAUAGGCAUGCCCCUGAUAAUGUCAAUACACUGAACGGCUACUACCGUGAUCUGGUAUUGGAAUUCUUGGGCAAUGGCCAAAAGAUCCAGUUAGCUGACAUGGAUGAUGGGUUUAUUACUCUUGACCACAUUAUGUCGGACGGCACGCACCCGACGAUAGAGGGACAGCGCCGAAUGGCCUCGGUUUGGGCCGCAGCCAUCGAGGAGGUCGAAGCACAGGACAAUUGGUUACAGGCUCCGUCAACUAACGUUGAUUUCGAUGAUGCCACCUCCGGUAGCCAAUGCGACAAGGAGUACAAUAGUGGAGCGCAAGAUCCACGGAAUGGCAUGCAGGUUCUUCGGGGCAACUCACCUUUAAUCGUCAACGAUGGUACCUACGUGCACAGGUCUAUGCCUAUGGGCGAAAUUUGGAACAGCAAUCUUAUCCUGUUCCCGCCUACUGACGAAGCACCUACUGCAUAUGCUCUUCAAGCGGUAAACCUAGGUGGUGCCCCCCGAGGUGGGGAGCUGGACGACAUCGUUGUGGUUCAGAAUGGCAGAAUAUUUGAGGAUCUCCCAUAUGUACAUCUUUACAUCAACCAGGGAGAUGGCACAUUCAAAUUGGCUGUUGGAGCUUUUUCCAUGGUCGAAGGCCAUUGUAUUGUCCGAGCUAACACGAGUGCAGGGAUACGCUGGGGUGAUGUGAACAACGACGGUCUUGACGAUUUCAUAUGUAUAGACCCGUCCGGAAAUAUGUAUGUGUCCAUCAACGAGGGUACCAAUCCACCAAAGUGGCGAAGUGUUGGUAAAUUCAAGAAUGCCAUUCCAGGAUAUCCUCAGGCCCGGGUUCGCCUCGGUGAUAUUGAUGGAGAUGGUAGACUAGACUACUGUGUCAUAAACGACGACGGUAGUUUGCAUUGUUGGCGUAAUGCAGGCAUACUGUCAGAUUCAGCAGCGUACUGGCAAGACCUGGGAAUAGUCUUCAGGACUUCACAAACUCUUCCUGACAUUUCUAUGAUGCGAUUUGUGGAUAUCAAUGGAGACUUCCGUUCUGAUGUGCUCUGGGUGGACGAAACAGGGCAGGUCAGAACCUGGAUCAACCAACGCGGCACCAGUAAAAGUUUGGUUCCCUACUGGAAUUAUGCUGGCAUUACACAUGAGGGUAUGCACGAGAAUGUAGGGGGACAGCAAAAUAUCAUGUUUGCCCGUGUCUGGUCGAAUCGUCCCAACGAUAUUUGGUCUAUAAGCGCAAGAGCGUGGAAGAAUCUUGGAAACGGCGGCACUACCCAGAAAGGUGAUGGAGCCCACUGGGGUGACAUGACAGGGACCGGCAAUGAUGAUUACGUUUGGAUCUCCGCAGACGGCGAGGUCGUCAUCUUCCCAAACACCAACACUCCUCCCGGCACCACCAAUUACCCCAACUGGGGCACUCCCCAGACGCUAGAUACGGGCAUGGAUCGAAAGGCCCUACAUGUCGGAGACUGGAACAAGGACGGUAAGGCCGACAUUAUCGGGGUCGACAGAGAGACCGGUAGCCUGACGGUGUGGCUCACCAAGUACUCGGGUGGGACGUUCUUUUUCGAGAAGAGAACUAGCUCGAAGUCCUUCUGCAGGGAGGGUUGGGGGGUGGGUUUGUUCGAUAUCGGACACCAUUUUGCCGAUAUCACGGGAAGUGGAUGUGUCGAUUACCUCUGCAUGAAGCCUGAUGGUACGACGACGGCCUGGCUGAACGACUGCAAAUCAGAUCUCUUUGAUCUUAGAAGCGUCGGGCAGGUUAAAUAUAGCGAGAAGUUUGAUCGAGCGAAUCAUAAAUUUGCUGAUGUCAAUGGCGAUGGUCGUGCCGACUUCAUGUGGGUAGACAAGUUCAGUGGAGAUGCUUCUGUCUGGAUUAAUGAUGGAGAGCGCCCCGAAAGUGACCGUGGCAGUUUGGGUGGCAGUAAAUUCAAGUGGGUGAGGAAAGGGAAGGUCUAUGCUGGAAGCACUCGAGGCCAAAACUUACACUACCCGAACCUCGGUGGUGAAGGACGGGCUGACCAAGUCUCUGUCACGCCCAACACUGCUGAAGGUUUUGUAUCAUUCAACACCUGCCCAGCAGGGGGGGAUGAUGGUGGCGUCGUUCCUCGAGACCCUUUCCUUCCAGAUUAUUUGGCCCAGCCUCAGUGUGGUAUAAAUAUAUGCAGGGUGGACGGCGUGGGAUUUGAUGGCUAUUCCGGCGCCGAUCCUUGUGGUGAGGAUCCGUUCGCUGAUGAGGGUGACGAUGACGAUGAUGGUGAUGCUAUUAGGUUACUCAAUAUCACGUCACCAACGACGACGCCCCUGGUUAACAAUACGGUACCGUACUGGACUAACCUAACCUCCCAUGAGCUUAUUACCACGGAAUCAAGUCAUUCGAUUGAUGCGCGCGCCAAAGGCAAUGGAAAUAGGGGCUUCAAUAUCACUUGGAGAUAUCUUGGGAUUCUAUACACUCUGAGGAUAUACGCCAGGCGUUAUCCAGGAUCUACACAUCUUCAUGAUUCUACACGGGGGCCCGCGGCACGAAAUAUUGCUGUGAGGUAG
Messenger RNA from Xylaria bambusicola, 2910 nucleotides. Its product is annotated as carbohydrate esterase family 3 protein. The record is from RefSeq and is a predicted model, not a curated record. Bases 1 to 2910 code for a protein of 969 amino acids. Lineage: Eukaryota; Fungi; Ascomycota; Sordariomycetes; Xylariales; Xylariaceae. Gene Ontology annotation, molecular function: phosphatidylcholine lysophospholipase A1 activity. The transcript is spliced from 12 exons.